GCUGCCGCAGUGCUGCCCUCCCCGUCCUGGCCUUGGGUAUCCCCCUCCGCCGGCGGCCGCACCUGCUCCGGCCAUGAUGAGCUUCAGCGGCGCGGACGCGCUGCUGGGCGCCCCGUUCGCGCCGCUACAUGGAGGCGGCAGCCUGCACUACGCGCUGGCCCGCAAGGGCGGCGCGGGCGGAGCUCGCUCUGUUGCCGGUUCAUCCAGUGGCUUCCACUCCUGGGCGCGGACAUCCGUGAGCUCCGUGUCGGCCUCCCCGGGCCGCUUCCGCGGCGCAGGAGCCACCUCAAGCACCGACUCGCUAGACACGCUGAGCAACGGACCGGAAGGCUGCGUGGUGGCAGCAGCAGCGGCCCGCAGCGAGAAGGAGCAGCUGCAGGUGCUGAACGACCGCUUCGCAGGCUACAUCGACAAGGUGCGGCAGCUCGAGGCUCACAACCGCAGCCUGGAAGGCGAGGCGGCGGCCCUGCGGCAGCAGCACGCUGGCCGCGCCGCCAUGGGCGAGCUGUACGAGCGAGAGGUGCGUGAGAUGCGCGGCGCGGUACUGCGCCUGGGUGCGGCGCGCGGCCAGCUGCGCCUGGAGCAGGAGCACCUGCUCGAAGACAUCGCGCACGUGCGCCAGCGCCUAGACGACGAGGCCCGGCAGCGGGAGGAGGCAGAGGCGGCGGCGCGCGCACUUGCGCGCUUUGCGCAGGAGGCUGAGGCUGCGCGCGUCGAGCUGCAGAAGAAGGCGCAAGCGCUGCAGGAAGAGUGCGGCUACCUGCGGCGUCACCACCAGGAGGAGGUGGGCGAGCUGCUCGGCCAGAUCCAGGGCUGCGGCGCCGCGCAGGCGCAGGCGCAGGCCGAGGCGCGCGAUGCCCUGAAGUGCGACGUGACGUCGGCGCUGCGCGAGAUCCGCGCGCAACUUGAAGGCCACGCGGUGCAGAGCACACUGCAGUCGGAGGAGUGGUUCCGAGUGAGGCUGGACCGACUAUCGGAGGCAGCCAAGAUGAACACAGAUGCUAUGCGCUCAGCACAGGAGGAGAUAACAGAGUAUCGCCGCCAGCUGCAGGCCAGGACCACAGAGCUGGAGGCUCUCAAAGGCACCAAGGACUCACUGGAGAGGCAGCGCUCUGAGCUGGAGGACCGUCAUCAGGCUGACAUUGCAUCCUACCAGGAAGCCAUCCAGCAGCUGGACACCGAGCUGAGGAACACCAAGUGGGAGAUGGCAGCCCAGCUCCGAGAGUACCAGGACCUGCUCAAUGUCAAGAUGGCCCUGGAUAUUGAGAUUGCCGCUUACAGAAAACUCCUGGAGGGUGAAGAAUGUCGGAUUGGCUUUGGCCCCAGUCCUUUCUCCCUUCCAGAAGGACUUCCCAAAAUCCCCUCUACAUCCACUCACAUAAAGGUCAAAAGCGAAGAGAAGAUCAAGAUGGUAGAAAAGUCAGAGAAGGAAACCGUGAUUUUGGAGGAACAGACAGAGGAGAUCCAAGUGACUGAAGAAGUGACUGAAGAAGAAGAGAAAGAGGCCAAAGAGGAGAAAGGUGAGGAGGAGGAAGCAGAAGGGGGAGAAGAAGAAACAAAGUCUCCCCCAGCAGAAGAGGCUGCAUCUCCAGAGAAGGAAGAGGCCAAGUCACCAGUUGGAGCCAAGUCCCCAGUGAAGGAAGAAGCUAAGUCCCCACCUGAGGCCAAGUCCCCAGUGAAGGAAGAGGCCAAGUCCCCAGAAAAGGCCAAGUCCCCCAUGAAAGAAGAAGCAAAAUCACCAGCUGAGGCCAAGUCCCCAGGGAAGGAAGAGGCCAAAUCUCCAGCUGAGGUGAAGUCCCCUGAGAAAGCUAAAUCCCCCAUGAAAGAAGCAGCAAAAUCCCCAACUGAGGUGAAGUCCCCAGAGAAGGCCAAGUCCCCAGCUAAGGAAGAAGCAAAGUCUCCAGUGGAGGCCAAGUCCCCCGAAAAGGCCAAGUCUCCAGUGAAGGAAGAGGCCAAAUCCCCAGAGAAGGCCAAAUCCCCAGUGAAGGAAGAGGCCAAGUCCCCUGAGAAGGCCAAGUCCCCAGUGAAGGAGGAGGCCAAGUCCCCAGAGAACAAAUCCCCAAUGAAGGAAGAGGCCAAGUCCCCAGAGAAGGCCAAGUCCCCAGUGAAGGAAGAGGCCAAGUCCCCAGAGAAGGCCAAGUCCCCAGUGAAGGAAGAGGCCAAGUCCCCAGAGAAGGCCAAGUCCCCAGUGAAGGAAGAGGCCAAGUCCCCAGAGAAGGCCAAGUCCCCAGUGAAGGAAGAGGCCAAGUCCCCAGAGAAGGCCAAGUCCCCAGUGAAGGAAGAGGCCAAGUCCCCAGAGAAGGCCAAGUCCCCGGUAAAGGAACGGGCCAAGUCCCCUGAGAAGGCCAAGUCCCCGGUGAAGGAAGAGGCCAAGUCUCCAGAGAAGACCAAGUCCCCAGUGAAGGAAGAGGCUAAGUCCCCUGAGAAGGCUAAGACUCUUGAUGUGAAGUCCCCAGAAGCCAAGACUCCAGCAAAGGAGGAAGUAAGGUCCCCUGCAGACAUCAAAUCUCCCGAAAAGACAAAAAGCCCUGUCAAGGAGGAGGUCAAGUCCCCAGAGAAGGUCAAAUCUCCUGUGAAAGAAGAGACCAAGGCUCCUGCAAAAGAGGUGGCAAAGAAGGGAGAGGCAAAGUCCCCCAAAAAGGAGGAAGAGAAACCCCAGGAAGUGAAAGUGAAAGAGCCCCCAAAGAAGGUAGAGGAAGAGAAGGCUCCAGUCACACCAAAAACUGAGGAGAAGAAGGACAGCAAGAAAGAUGAGGUGCCAAAGGAGGCUCCAAAGCCUGAAGUCCAGGAAAGGAAGGGACCUGCUGUGGAGAAACCCAAAGAACCCAAAGUCGAAGCCAAGAAAGAGGCUGAAGAUAAGAAAAAAGCAGUGACCCCAGAAAAGGAGGCUCCUGCCAAGGUGAAGGAAGAGGCCAAACCCAAAGAGAAGGCUGAGGUGGCCAAGAAGGAGCAAGAUGAUGCCAAGGCCAAAGAACCCAGCAAAGCAGCAGAGAAGGAGCCAGAAAAGCCAAAGAAGGAAGAGACACUGGCAGCACCCGAGAAAAAAGAUGUCAAGGAGGCCAAGAAGCCUGAGGAGAAACCCAAAGAAGAGCCCAGCAAGGAGGCCACCACACCUGGCAAAGCCAAGACAGAAAAGGCUGAGAAAUCCUCUAGCACAGACCAGAAAGACAGCAGGCCUCCAGAGAAGGCCACAGAAGACAAGGCCUCCAAGGGGGAGAAGUAAGGCAGGGAGAAAGGACUAUCCAGAACAGCCAAAGAAACUCAGGAGGGCCCAGGAGCUCAAGGGUCAACAUAACAAAUUUUCAUUUUUUCUCCCUUUUCUUUAUAUAAGAAGAAACUCUGCUUAGAUGAUGGGGCCCUCCUUCACCAAACAGGAAUUUCUAUUAGCAAUAUGUUAGCAAGAGAGGGUAUUCCCAGCCCCCGGACCUACACCCCAAACCCUCCCCAGGCGAUGGACAAUUAUGUUAUGAUAGCUUACGUAGCCGAAUGUGAUAUAUGCCGAAUGCCACAUGUAAACACUUGACUAUAAAAACUGACCCCCUCCUUUCCAAAUAAGUGCAUUUAUUACCUGUAUGUGCAAUUGACAGAUGACCGCAAUAAUGAAUGAGCAGUUAGAAACACAUUAUGCUUGAGAUGUCUUAACCUAUUCCUGAAUGCCUUGUUUUCCAAAGGAGUGGCCGAGCCUUUGCCCAGAGCUCUCUAUCCUGGAAGAGCUGAGCAGGUGGGGCUGGGCACUGGCCACUGAAUUAUGCCAGGGCGCACUUUU
Messenger RNA from Ailuropoda melanoleuca (giant panda), 3766 nucleotides. It is a transcript of the gene NEFH, whose product is annotated as neurofilament heavy chain. Gene Ontology annotation, biological process: axon development; intermediate filament bundle assembly. Lineage: Eukaryota; Metazoa; Chordata; Mammalia; Carnivora; Ursidae. Gene Ontology annotation, molecular function: structural constituent of postsynaptic intermediate filament cytoskeleton. The record is from RefSeq and is a predicted model, not a curated record. Gene Ontology annotation, cellular component: axon; neurofilament.